Penicillium atrosanguineum is the source of this 3399-nucleotide messenger RNA. RefSeq names its product DUF1765 domain-containing protein. NCBI's taxonomy places the organism in Eukaryota, Fungi, Ascomycota, Eurotiomycetes, Eurotiales, Aspergillaceae. Bases 1 to 3399 code for a protein of 1132 amino acids. The record is from RefSeq and is a predicted model, not a curated record. The transcript has 3 exons.
AUGACUUCGCCCUCCCCCGUCACCCUGAGCAGCUACAUCGACGGCGACAAUGCCAUCUCGCGUGCCGCCAGUUACACCGACCUCCCUAGCCAGACCGAAGGUCAUCAGCCAGGGUUAAGGCGAACCUUCUCGGAUCACGCCGUACCCACUCUUUCCUCACCGACAAAAGAAAGCGUGGCCGCUGGGAAAGACAUUUUACGACGGACAUCCUUACGCUCGAAAAAAGCGCCGCCCGUGGCCGUUUCACACUUUACACUGUCGUCGUCGGAGGACCUCAAGGACACAGAAUCCCAAUUGGAAAACCCCAAUGCUUCCAAGGUACCGGAGACAAGGGCCCCAGAGCGGGCUGCGCGCCCCUCGAAGGGCCGCUCCAUGUCUGGGCGCAUAGUCAGCCUCGCGCGGAAACCAUGGAGCUCUUCCUCUCGAUCCCCGUCCCCGUCAGCCAAGAGAUCUAAGCAGCGGCUCGAAGAACAAUCUCCCACCAGAACCCCUACAAAGCCCGGAAGAAAGGCCGAGGUGGCAGACUCAGAUUCGGAAAAGCCCUCUCGAAAACGAACCAUUCUGUAUAAACGACCGCGGCGCCCAAUGCUCGCAGUGGUAGCGAAGGGAGGAAAUGAAGACCCUGGCUCGCCCAGCAGUCCGUCUGGCGCCUCGCUACGAAACAAGACCUCCUUCGAGAAAUUUACGGCUUCCUUGUCCGUCUCAACACCAAUUCUCCCACCGAUGCCCAAGGGGGCUGCGGCAACGGCGGCAGCAGCAGCCCAUGCGAACAUUGGGAGUGAACAUUCGCGCAAAAAAGACGAGCUCUGGGGGAUUUUCCGCGGCCUCGAAGCAGAUUACCAAAAAUUCCAGUCCAAAUCGAGCUCCUUGAAAGCUAAUGUCAUUCGCACCUCACUUCUCCCUUUCCUCAGCCGCCAUCAUCUUCAUGGAUCGUGCAAGAACCUCCGGCCUGAAGACCUGGAUCGUCGGGUGAAUAUUCUCAACAAAUGGUGGAUUGGCAUGCUGGAGAUGCUCAAUGGCAAGAAUAACCAAUCGAUCUCUGGAACAGACAGACCGGUCUUUCUGGAAGCGAUUGUGGGUAUAAUGACUCGACCAGAAUGGCGCAUUCCAUUCCCUACGAUGCACCCAGAUGGUGGACCUGCGGAUUCGUUGAAAUACGCUUCAACUUCGGUAUCAGAAACGUCCGAUGGAUCAGGCUCGUCAGGAUCAGACUUUCUGGUUGAGUCGAUCCAUCACAACAUUCGCAACAUCUUUGUACAAAAUCUCCUGUCGCAAAUGCAGUUCGUGGUGGAACGAAUGUCUAUGAGACACGCUCCAGCUAGUUUGGUAGCUUUCUGUGGAAAAGCGUGUGCUUACGCCUUCUUUUUCUGCCCUGGGGUGUCAGAUAUCCUGGUUCGUUUGUGGAAUACGUCUCACACUGUGUUCCGACGCAUUUUGCUGGAAUCUGCCAAAUCUCGAGUUGGCAACAUGCGAGCCUUUACACAGGAACUUUCUUUGAGCUUCCCUGCAUCUUUGCGGCCUCUUGCCUUCCACUCCCAUGGGCAUUUGCUGCGAUAUCUGCGCAGUAAACCAGAGGCGCCUUUAAACACCGCCAACAUCCCUUGGCACGGUCCCUGGAUAGCGCGCUGGUGUGGCCGUGACACGGAUCUCUUCUUCGUCUUUAUCAAGUUUAUCCAUAUUCUGUAUGCCGAGUACCUGCCACCGGAGACAGAGAAAGCCAAGCGGAUACUGGCACCUGGGCUGUUGCUUGUUCACGCGCAGCUCCUUGUCGCUCUGGAGGACACAAUCUACAAGCAGUCCAUGCAUUUGAUGCCCGAAAACCCUCAUUCUGCAGCUGCAAUCACCUUCGAUGACUUUAUCGAGUCGCCAGAUGCCUCGGCCUCGGCGCAGGCUCUAGGAGGUCCAAGGAACAGUAACCGGUCUAUGGCCGAAAAUCGUCUGGUCAUUCUCCUGCGAGACUUCCUUUCCGAAGGAUCUUCGGAACCAAACCGUGCUCGAUUGCUCUAUGCCGAGACAUUCUGUAGCGUCCUCAAGAUCUCUGCGCAGCGGGUUUCCCUCUUUGAUCAUAAUGCAUGCUUCCUUUUGUGUGAUUUCAUCGAAGAAAUUAUCCCGAUCAUCACACGAUAUGCUCAGUCCAUUGAAACAGAGUUGUUUGAUUGGAGCUUUUGGCUUGAAGUCUGUCGGCAGAUGAUGCAGAGUCAUAACUCACUUACUGAAGUCCGGGUGUUCUCUUUCUUAUACGGUGUCUGGGGAACCUGGACUGCCGUGGAUGAGAGAAAAGCUGGACUGUGCUUGGAUUUCUUGUUACACGAGCCCAUCUUCUACCAUUACUUCAACCACUGGAGUCCGAUGGUACGCGCUUACUUCCAUCGCCUUCUGUGUUGGCGAAUCGGCCGAUUUCAUGAGGAGCCCUCGGCGCUUGACUCAACGAUAUAUGAAACCCUCUCUGACCGGCUUCUCCGAGUCUGGGAGUAUUAUAUUGGAUUCCAGUCCAAAGCCGAAGAGGGUUCUACCGCUCCUUUAUCCUCUGCUCCCUGUACACCAGCCCCAGGGCGCCGAAUCAUAAUCAUUCGGUGCGACAACCAGAUGUCUCCAGUGAAUCUCUUCGUCUCGUUCGACCGAGUUGUUCCACCAACCCCGUCAGGCCAAGCCAUGGCACAUCGAAGAACCGGCUCUACAGACUCGAAUGGAUCCGAUGGUCAGCCUGCCAAGAAACGAUGGGGUCUUCUUCGUGCCAUGUUUAGCACCUCAAGCACUUCAGGCAAUCGGUCCACAGAAAGUACGGGGGGCGGCAGCAGCUCAGAUGAGUCUGAAGGCGGCGCCGACCUGACUGUGGUGCCCGAGAGCAAAUGCCUGGAAGAGCACGAGCCGACCCCAAACACCAGCACGGACGAGCUCAUUCGACCCAAGACUCCUCACCAGCCGUUCUUUUUCAAGUUCUCCCUAGAGUGGAUGGACCGGCCGCAGUGGCCUACUAAGAAUAAGCGGCUUUUCACUCCCUGCCUCCCAGUCGCUUCUCAAUUACACGUGCAGCACCGGCGCUCUCCAGCCAAGUCAAUCACUGAGUUUGACACGGCGUCAGAAGGGGCGUCCACUGCAGGGAACACCGUGGAUGAAAACCCGUCCGAAAUCUCGACAGAUAAAGACACUGUUCCAGAACCUGUCCUCGAACCUCUCACAAGGACAGCAACAACCAAAGACUCCCCCCUCCCAGAGCUACCAUCCGCCCCGGCUUUCGACCACCUUGUGCCGAGCAAAUACGCAGGCCGUGCCCUGGCCGAGUGGGCACACAUCGUCUCCGAAUGCGACAGCUUCUUCGCCCGCCGACGUGACGAAGGCGUACCAACUGACCGAAUGGUCGAGACGCCAACCCUAGGCGUCGAUAGCUUCAGGAAAUAA